Molecule: messenger RNA, 6377 nt
Organism: Corythoichthys intestinalis (scribbled pipefish)
Lineage: Eukaryota; Metazoa; Chordata; Actinopteri; Syngnathiformes; Syngnathidae
Gene: cep19
Product: centrosomal protein 19
Exons: 2
Coding region: 131-610 (159 amino acids)
Biological process (GO): microtubule anchoring at centrosome; trans-Golgi to periciliary membrane compartment transport
Cellular component (GO): ciliary basal body; centrosome; spindle pole
Source: RefSeq, a predicted model, not a curated record
UAAUCUAAGUAGCAGUUGCGAGGCUUGUCAUUCUGUCCCUCGGAAAUCGUAAUGAUGAGAAACUACGUAACGCUUGUUUUUAUUUUUUUUUGGUGACGUUUCGAUGAACUUUUUAUAAGAUUGACUAAAUAUGCCUUUCGAGGCGAAGCGUUGCGGAGUGUGCUUCAGCCCACCUUCCAUAGUUUUGAUAUAUGAAGUCACGGAGACCAACAAAUUGAGAAAACGAGUCAUUCCCGUGCAAAACUUCUCGGCACGUACUUCCGACUACAAACUGGCUGCGGAAAGGCUGAAGAACCACCCACGGCACAAGGACUACCUGCAAGGGGUCUCCCAGAGUCAGCUAGAGAGGCUGCACGUCAUCCUGCGGGACUACCUUCAGGGCUUCACUUUACAGCACAGCUUGGCCUCGCUGGAGUUUGACCCCAACGAAGACCUCAACAAGCUGGACGACGACAACCUGGCUCGCAAAAAGAGCCACAUGGACAAACUUUUUGAGAAGAAUCAGACACGCAGAGAGGACCCUGGCUUUGUUUAUGACUUAGAGGUGGACUUUGACAAGAUAGCAGAUGAAAAAUGCAGCUGGGAUGAGGACUCUGAUGAUGGUUUUUAAAGUUUAAACUAUUCAUUCAUUCAUUUUCCAUGACGCUUUUUCCUCACGAGGGUCAUGGAGGUGCUGGAGCCGAUCCCAGCUAACUACGGGCAGUAGGCAGGGGACCCUGAACUGGUUGCCAGCCAAUCGCAGGGCACAAGAGACAUACAACCAUUCACGCACACACUCAUACCUACGGACAAUUUAGAGCACCGGUGUCAAACCGAUUCCAGAAAGGGCCAAGUGGGUGCUGGAUUUUGUUCCAACUGAUAACGCGCAGAGAGUUUAACCAAUGAACUUCCUGCUGAAACAAGCAGCACCUGACAAAGUUUAACUGAUUACACUUGCCACGUUUACAUGGAGCCAAAUAUUCCAAUUACAAUCGGAAUAUUUGUUCAAACCGAAUAAAUGUGUUCCAUAUAAACACCUCAUUCGGAAUGAACAGGCCCAAACCGAAUGGAAUUUCAUUCCGAUUCACAGGGGUGGAAUAUUCCUUUUCCCAAACCGAUUAGAAGUAAAAUUAUAUCAUGAAAACAGGGAAGCGGAAUGGUGUCUGGUUGCGUUCUUUCUGCGCAUGCUCCGCACUGACGUGGUGACGUCACUCGGUGACGUAAGUAACGUCACUUGCAACAUGGCUUCCAAGCACACGCACAGCGCACCCACACAACUUUUUAAAUGAACGGCGUAUCAUUCUGAAGUUUUGUUUCCACUCGAAAAGUUAAAACAGCAGCUGAUCUGACGAUCGAUCUCCAUGUUUUGCAACGUGAUGCUUUGUUUUGAUUAAUCUGCGCAUGUCAGAGGGCAGUUGUCAAACGUCCUUUCGGAAUAAAGGCAGUCACAUGUAAAAGCUGGAUCGGAAUAGAUGAAGUGACAUGUAAACAGCUGAUGUGAAAUUUCCAUUCGGAAUGAUUUGAAUCGGUAUGAAUAAAAGUCAGCAUGUAAACGUGGCUAGUGAUUAAAAGAUCUAAUUGGUGAAAAGGUGUCCUCUUCAUUGGUUGGAAAGCAAACCUGCACCCACUUGGGCCUUUCUGGAAUCGGUUUGACACCUGUGAUUUAGAGUGUUCAAUCAGCCUACCAUGCAUGUUUUUGGGAGGGAAGGCCGAAGCCUUGAUCUCAGAACUGUGAGGCAGACGUGCUAACCACUCAGCCACCGUGCCGCUAAGUUUAAACUAGUAAAGAAUUCAUUUGAUAGACUAUUCACCAAUUAUUUAAGUCGACCAAUCAGUGACUAAUGUAUAAAUCACAUCCACUGUUAAAAUACUUUGAUGCUUAUACAUUUCAGAUGGGAAAAUGUGUAUUGGAACAGGAAAAUGCACUGAGAAAAGUGGACUAUGAAUUACAACAUUUUUAGCUCCCUAUACAGAUUCCGACCCACGAUUGUGUGGUAUUGGGUGAUGCGAUACGUUACAAAGUUUUUCUGUAUUUAAAAAAACAACAAAAAACUGAAUUUCUGUAUGCUGACUUGAAUGUAAAAUAAUUGCUAUCAUGGAUUAGACUGCUUAACUCAUUGUCUGCCAUUGAUAGCGCUAGACGACCAUUUCAUUUUAAGUGGAAGGGCUGGCAGCGAAUGAAUGUCCGUUCAUUUGCUGCCACCCCUCCCGCUUCAAAUGGAUUGGACAUAUACUUGCGUUAAAUAAACUCAUUUAAUCCACGGUACCGAUACCAUUAAGAAAAAUAUGAGUACAAUGUAUUUACUAUUUAAAAGCAUCAUUUGUACAAUUUUAGGGCAACAUAGUUAAUUAAUAGAAUAAUCAUUCAUGGUAAAAUAUAAAACUUCAAAAAGGUGUGCUAAUUUUAAGAUUUUGAGGAAGCACAACUAAAGUUUUUGUCGGUAAGUUUUUUUUUAGCAUUCGUAACUCAUCAAUUUUACACCAUUAACCUGAUAAAUGACCUGACUAACUUAAAUUAUCACGUUUUGGAAUAGGGAUGUCCCGUUCUGAUCACGUGAUCGGCAAUCUGGCCAAUCGCAUCAUUUUUUAGAGGAUCGGAAUCGGAGGAAAAGGAUUGUGUUUUCAAUUAAAAAUAUAGUUAUUUUUCUGCUUCAUGCUCGUACAGCGCCAUAGCCUCUCACCCUCCCUCCUGCUAAGCAGGGCGGUCAAACUGUCCAGCUUGCGUUUGGUGCAAAGUUAACGAUGAUUGACAGGUUUGUAGCUUUGAUCUUGCCAGAGAAGCUUGGUAGCUUUACGAUCAAUGGCACAAAUCUAUCAUUGUUAAACUUGUUUAACUGUGCUGUGGCAACUCAUUGUGUAAGUAAGAGGCUGUUCUCUGCAACAUAAGCGCCAAAGCUUGAGCUGAUUCAAAUUAAGCAUUUAAUAGAGACAAGCAUUUUUCUACGUCAUUGUUUUAAAAUAAUUCACAUUAUGUAGGCGGCACGGUAACGUAUUUUGAACUUUUUUUUUUUUUUUUUUUUUAAACCUUUUUUAUUAUAUCGAAUCGGAACUCAGUAUCAGCAGAUUCUCAAAAUCAGGUGACUCGGGUGCAUCCCUAUUUUGGAGCAAAACGUACGUUUCUGAUGAGACAACUUGAAAUGUUAAAUUGUCUGAACUUGAAAUUUAAGUUGUGUGAACUUGGCCCUAGCUUCACUCUGGAUUCAGGGAAUCCAAAUCUUUUUUUAAAUAAAACUUUCCAAAAAGAAAGCAAACUUCAGAAUAAUAGAGGAUCUUUAUUUGAUAUACAAAAUAUUGACAAUACAAAAAACAUUGCCUUUGGCGCUUUAUCUGUGGCUUACAUGACUCACGUUCAGUCAAUCAAGAUAGAAGCUUAAAACCAAUUGUUAGUGGGGAAACCCCCCCUUUAAAAAAUGAGAAAACUAUUAAUGGAUGUAUUUUUCCAUACAAUUUCCGGUUUGAUAUAAGAUUUAAUAGAAAUCUUCGUCAAACCUCAAAAAAGGGGAACAAUCGUAAAAGUGCUUUUUAUAUUCACUGACCACCAGUACCAAAAUACAUUCAACAAGGUCACAUUUUCAUUCAUGUAACGACGACCAACGUCACGUUUUUGUUUGGUUUGAGCUGAUCUGAUCUUGUUUCAACGUCAGUGCUGGAGGUAGUAGAUAAAACAAAAUAUCAGACACUCUUUUCAGUUCUCCGCCACUAAUGUCAGUGAGGAAAUAAGCUUAAUUUCUCAGCAGGCUUUUAUAAAAAUAACUCUUAAUUUUCAAGUAGUCUAAAGCAUGUUACAAGCAACGUUAACAUAACUUUUCCUGCAAAAUUGCUGUAUUAGAAUAUUCACCAAUGUUGGCCUUUUAGACAGAGCUUGGCAAAAAAUGGGGCUUUGUCGCAAGUGCUUUUAAGACACAAGAACCUGAGUUUAACUUCAGACUUGUGGUGAAGCAUUGGGGCCUUUUGCUGUGGCCUUUAUACUACCCUAAAACUGGGAAAACGCCAACUUAUGUUACAAAAAAAAAAAAAAAAAAAACUGCACAAAUUGCAAAUGAAUUUGAAAGCUACUCAAUGUGGAUAAGUAAAGCUAUUAAGGGUGUAACCGAACAUGAAUGUUUAUGUAAAAAAAACAACAAAAACAUUCAGUAUGGGGUGAUUUAACUGCAUCAACCAAACUACUGAUGUUAUAUUUUCUAAACUAUAGGACAAAAUAACAAUGCUGCGCUUUUUUCUAAAAGCGGGACAAUUUAGUGAUAUGUUGCAUGUCCUGAAAGGAAGACAAUCUUUUUUGAACUUUCUCGAAAAGAUGACAGUGACGUUAGACUUUCCUAAAGAGAUAAAACUUUGCAUGGGCACUCUCUUAGAAUAGACACAACCUGCUGAAAUGACACCGUCCCCUUUCCCUCAAAAAAAAAAAAAAAAAAAUUUUGGAAUUUCACAAAAAUUGACAAUUAACUGCAGAACUGACACUUUACAAAAAAAGACAAAUAAUUUUGGAGAUUCUCAAAAAAGAUGACGAACGUGAAGUUCAGUUGUCCUUUGAAGGUAAAAUUAUGAGGUUGAACUCGUCUAAAAAGAAAAACUGCUGAAUUUACAUGUUCCUUAAAGAAGACAAACCUGUUGGUUUUGGACAUUCCCAAAAAGACGAAAAUUGUGACGUUGUGUUUUCCCAUAAAGAAACAAUUCGGAGGUUGCGCUCCCCUGUAAAGAAAAACUGCUCAAGAUAUAUAUUCAAAAAAAAAAAGAAAAGAUUGGUUUUUGAUUUUCCCUAUAAGACAAACUUGACAUUAGUUUUCCUAAAAAGACUAAAAUGAGAGGUUGCACUCCUAAAACCUAAACAAACUUACACGUUCCAAAAAAGACUAACUGAUUUUGGAGCUUCCCAAAAUGAUGACAAAAAUGACGUUAGGGGACUUUUCCAAAAUUACAUACGGUGUUAAAUUUGCCUAAAAAGAAAGCAAAGUCCUGAACUUACUUUCCCAAAAGAAAAAACUUUUGCAAAAAUACUACUUUUAUAGACCUUUUCUAACAAAAAAGGGAGAUACUGGCAUUGUGCUGUUUCUAAAAAGAAACCAGUUGUUGUACUUCCUUAAAAGGAAGACAAAAUUAAAUGGUUUUUCCAAUAAAAAUAAUAAAAUUGGUGGUUUCACGAAAACAAUUGAUGUUGCAAUUUCCUGAAAAUGUAAACUGCCCAUUUUGCACUUUUCCACAAAUAACUACUAACUACUGUUGCUGCCAUUUCAGAAAAAGACAAAGUACCACUACAGUAUUGGACAUUUUCCGAGUAAGGAGAAAAUUAUGUUGCACUUGCCUACGAUGCUAGAUUUUAAACUAUUGAUUCAUUAUUAUGUUUUUUUUUUAAUGAAUUUAUUGGCAAACUAACAAAUUGCCAUUUUUCUUAAAAAUGUUAACUUAGAUUUUUUUCUGUACUGUUACACCCUUAGUAGUGACGCUUCAAAAUCAACAAUCUGCCUUUUGAAGAAAGCUUGCAUGAAAAGGAGCUAAAAUAUAUUUCUGUACAUAAUCACUCUACCGCGAUAUAAUAUACGUAUUUCGUCUCAUUUUUUCUUCUUGUCUUGAGUGCAUCGUGGACAAAACCUGAGAGGGAAAUGAUGGUUUUAGUUUUAAACAAAUGAAGAGAAUACCAUCAGCGCUUCCUCACCAUUUUCCUUUGGGUUUUGUGGCGAGGUCGACGCAGGCGAAGUGAAACCACUCGAUGGGACACUAGUGACAAGCAAAAGAUUUAUGUAUGAUGUAUAUGACCCUAAAAUGUUGCAAAUUGGCCAGCGAGGGCUUACGUCGGGAUUGUCGCAGCCAAUCAUCUCCCCGUACGACACCUGGUGACACAAGCAGUAGGUGGGCUCAUUGGGGUCCACCGGCAUGUCCAGCACGUCCGAUGGCUGCAUGGGCAGGAGGGCAUCGCUCAAGUCUGGGCUGCAUCAUCACAAGAGAAUCAACAAAUUAAGUUGAGUUUGCUGCCAAUAGAUAGCUACAUUUUUUUCUUCUUUUUUUAAAACAGACCUGCUUUUCAUCUUUUUCUUUUUAGGAGAAUCCUCAUCUGAGCCUUUUCUUCCUCGUCCCCUAGAGCCACGCUUCUCACGGGGGCCUCGGGACUCUGCUUCUGUUGGCAAAAAAAAUAAAAGAAAGAAAGAAACAUCAAAAAGAAACAUUCGUGUUAACUUAUCCACAAUGGCAGCCAAUGCGUUAACCAUUUCAUGUACUAUUUAUGACUUUAUCUUUUUACAGGGGACUCCAUUUUGACUGGGAGAGGCAAAUGAACAUUGGUUGAAGGCAUUGAAAGAUAAGCGUUCAGUCAGUCCUCCCACUUUAAACGAAUUGGAGAGCCUAUCACCGUUAAUAGCAUCCAAUGAGUUAAAUACGAUGAAAAAAAGUGACUUUCGAUUGUUACU